GCUCGGGGAGGUUAAGCUCCAAUCAGCACCUGCGCUUGCAGAAGGGAGGAGAUGCUCCAGAAGGGGGGGAGAAAGAGAUUUUUUUUCUCCCCCUCUUCCUUUUUUUGCUUCUUUCUCUCUCUUUCCCCCCUCCCCUUUCCUCCUUUUUUCCCCCCCUGUAAACCACGUUGAGUUUGUCUGUUGCGCUAAUUAAUUUUUCCCAAAGCCUGGGAGGGCUCCGCCGAGCGUCCGGGAUCCCGCGGCUCCGGCUUCCACCGACGGCGGCUCGUCCUCCGCCUCUCCUCCUUGCGCCGCACCGUCCGCUUUCUGGGGGCCCCCUUCGCCGGCCAUAAAAUGUUUGACGGCUCCUUCCUGCCUCUUAUAUCCCCUCUUCUGCUCCUGAUCCUCCUUUGCGGACCGGGCAUGCCUACAGCUGGUGAAGAGCUAGCCGUGGUGAUCCCAGAGCAGGUGCCCCUUGAUAGAAUCCAUUUCGUGACAACGGGAGAGGACACGCUGGAAGAGGGCCAAGGGUGGCGGUUUUUGCCCUCGAAACCUGAAGAGGAAGCUGAGGCCAUGAUCAUCCACCUUCCGGAAGGCAUUAGUGCCGAUCUGGGCACCAACCUCUACUUGAAUCUUCACCGAAAUGUGCAGUUUUUGGCCCCGGGUUUCUUGGUGGAGGAGAUCGGGGAGGGCCAAAGCAGCCAUCGAGUGGACGUGGAUCGGCAUUGCUUCUACACAGGCCACGUGGUGAACCACAGCUCGGACUCGUUCGCUUCUCUGAGUGUCUGCAGCGGGCUGGUGGGGUAUAUCCAGAUCGGAUCAGAACAGAUACAGAUCCAUCCGGUGAACGGUUCCGAGAUCUCGUUUGACAGGAAGGAGCACUUCAUCAGGCGCACUCGAUUCACCAGAUCGGCCCUCCCUGCUGUGUUGAAGGUCCCUGUGGAGCCCUGCAAAGUGGUAGCAGAAAAGAAGAGACAAAAAAAGACAAAGCUUACCAAUGACUGGCGGGAACGGAGGAAUGCUAUUCGGCUCACCAACGAAUACACUGUGGAAACACUGGUGGUGGCAGAUUCUGAUAUGGUCCAGUACCAUGGGGCUGAUGCUGCUCAAAGAUUCAUUCUCACCGUGAUGAACAUGGUGUACAACAUGUUCCAACAUCAGAGCCUGGGCGUUAAAGUCAAUAUUCGAGUGACUAAGCUCGUCCUGCUUCGAAGACGUCCUGCCAAGUUGUCCAUUGGUCACCACGGAGAGAGGUCCCUGGAGAGCUUUUGCCACUGGCAAAAUGAAGAGUUUGGUGGUGCAAAGUACCUCGGAAAUAAUCAGGUUCCUGGAGCACGAGAUGACACACCUCCAGUGGAUGCUGCUGUCUUUGUCACCAGGACAGAUUUUUGUGUCCAUAAAGAUGAGCCAUGUGAUACUGUGGGGAUUGCCUAUCUUGGGGGUAUAUGCAGCUCAAAGAGGAAAUGUGUUCUUGCAGAAGACAAUGGGCUGAAUCUGGCCUUCACCAUUGCUCAUGAACUUGGACACAACAUGGGGAUGAGCCAUGACGAUGACCACGCAUCCUGUGCUGGGAGAUCACACAUCAUGUCCGGAGAAUGGGUGAAGGGUAGGAAUCCCAGUGACCUCUCCUGGUCUUCCUGCAGUCGUGAUGACCUUGAAAAAUUUCUCAAGUCCAAGGUUAGCACUUGCCUGCUGGUGACAGACCCACGGAGCCGAUAUGCCGUGCGGCUUCCUUACAAACUUCCUGGGAUGCACUACAGCGCGGAUGAGCAGUGUCAGAUCCUCUUUGGAACCAAUGCAACCUUCUGCAAGAAUAUGGAGCAUUUGAUGUGUGCUGGUCUGUGGUGCCUUGUGGAAGGAGAAGCAUCUUGUAAAACCAAACUGGACCCCCCAUUGGAUGGCACAGAAUGUGGGGCAGACAAGUGGUGCCGAACUGGGGAGUGUGUCAGCAAAACUCCCAUCCCUGAACAUGUUGAUGGAGACUGGAGCAUGUGGAGUCCCUGGAGCAUGUGUAGCCGAACAUGCGGGACUGGUGCCAGAUUCCGGCAACGCAAAUGUGACAAUCCACCUCCAGGGCCUGGUGGCAAAAACUGCCGGGGAGCAAAUGUUGAACACACCGCUUGUGAAAACCUGCCCUGCCCCAAAGGGGUGCCCACAUUUCGAGAUCAGCAGUGCCAAUCCCACGACAGAUACGGCAACAAGAAGAAAAGCCUUUGGACUGCUGUCAUCAUGGAUGAUAAGCCCUGUGAGCUUUAUUGCUCUCCCUUUGGAAAGGAAUCCCCCGUGUUGAUAUCAGACAGGGUGGUUGAUGGGACACCAUGUGGGCCUUACGAAACUGAUCUCUGCGUUCAUGGCAAGUGCCAGAAAAUUGGCUGUGAUGGGAUCAUUGGCUCAUCUGCCAAAGAGGACCGUUGCGGUGUCUGUAAUGGAGAUGGGAAAACCUGCAAAGUAGUGAAAGGAGAUUUCAACCAUACCAAAGGGAUGGUAUCCCAUAGUCAAUGUAAGAAGGUGUCCACGUGUGUGAUGGCAAAGGCAAAGGCUGUUCCCAAGUGUUUCUCGUGCUAUAUUGAAGCGACUGUUAUUCCCGCUGGGGCCCGACGCAUCCGUGUGAUGGAGGAUAAGCCCGCCCACAGUUUUCUUGCUUUGAAAGAUUCCACUAAGAAAUCCAUUAAUAGUGACUGGAAAAUUGAACUUCCUGGUGAAUUUCAGAUCGCAGGGACUAUUGUCCGGUAUGUGCGGAGAGGUCUGUGGGAGAAAAUCUCAGCCAAAGGACCAACUAAAAUACCACUUCAUCUGAUGGUACUGUUAUUCCAUGACCAGAACUAUGGUAUCCACUAUGAAUACACCAUCCCUGUGAACUACUCUGUUGAAAAUAGAAGUGAGCCAGAACACCAGCAGGACUCCUUGUACAUAUGGACCCACAGUGGGUGGGAAGGCUGUAGUGUACAGUGCGGAGGAGGAGAACGUAAAACCAUUGUUUCCUGCACCCAAAUAGUUAACAAGACCAUGAUGUUGGUGAAUGAUAGCGCUUGUCAGCGGGUAACCCGUCCUGAGUCCCAGGUUCGAAGGUGUAACAUGCAUCCUUGCCAGUCAAGGUGGGUGGCAGGGCAGUGGAGCCCUUGCUCUGCAACCUGUACCAAAGGCAUCCAGCAUCGCGAAGUGGCCUGCGUCUAUCAGCUGCAAAAUGGCACCUAUGUCAACACGAGAGACCUCUACUGCCUUGGCCCGAAACCAACCGCAGUCCAGAGCUGUGAGGGCCGAGAUUGCCUUUCCAUCUGGGAAGCAUCAGAAUGGUCUAAGUGUUCGUCCAACUGUGGACGGGGGAAGCAAAAGAGAAUGGUAACGUGCACCAACUCCCAAAGGAAGUGCGACGCAGCCACAAGGCCACGGGAUGAGGAGGAAUGUGAGGAUCAUACGGGCUGUUACGAGUGGAAAACAGGAGACUGGUCCAAGUGCUCCUCAACAUGUGGCAAAGGGCUUCAGUCCCGCGUGGUGCAGUGCAUGCACAAGGUCACCGGACGCCAUGGGAACGAGUGCCCCGUCCUCUCCAAGCCUGCAGCCUACCGACAAUGCCACCAGGAGGCCUGCAACGAGAAAAUAAACGUCAACACAAUUACCUCUCCAAGACUGGCCGCUCUGACGUACAAGUGCACAGGAGAUCAGUGGACAGUUUAUUGCCGGGUGAUUCGGGAGAAAAACCUCUGCCAGGACAUGAGGUGGUACCAGCGCUGUUGCCAGACCUGCAGAGACUUCUACGCAAGCAAGAUGCAACAGAAGAGUUAAUGAAACCUGCCUUUGCUCCCUAGGUUUCAGAACUUCUUUGAAAGAAAGAAAGAAAAAUUGAAAGAAAGUGGAACCAAUGAAACAAAAUGUAAUUUCUCUGAGUUGCUAUGAAACACCAAUGCCAAUUGCCUUUCGCAGCUCAAGCCAUAUGGAAAGUGAAGCUGUGAGCAGCCUGAAGCAUUUCCAUUUUCCAUGAUGCAUCCCACCAAAAUGACUGUCCAUGAUGGAAGGCGGCUUUAAUGCAAAGGAUUAAGUGAUUAACCAGCAAAUCGUUAAGUAACAUCCGUCACCGGUUGCCUACGAUGACACAUGCUUGGAAACCAAGAAGAUAUUCUUUCCACCACAACUUAGCUGCUCGCAGUCAGACAUUCAGAUGUCUCGAAUCCAGAAAUCAGACAGGCCCCUGCCCAAAUUCACUUCUACCGUUUGUAACAAUAUGUGGAAGUGCCACCAAAUUUACAUUUCACCCAUAUAAUGCUGUAACUGGAACUGAUCAACAAUGGAAACUGGAAGCUUUGAAAUCCUUCUGAUGGGACAAAUGCUGUGGAAGAAAUGAGGUUUAACAGGGCAUGAAGCUGGGGCAGUACCAACUGUUCCAAUGUAGAGCAAAAGCUAAUGGUGCUUUAAGAAAAUUCAGGGCAAGCCCAAAACCUUGCUCCAGGCAAUAGGAAUGUUUGCAAUAAAUGGAGUAAGAGGAGUUUGUUCACUCUCCGGAUUCCAAUGGUGCUAACCUCCUACUCCUAAAUUAUCAGGUUCUAGUGGGAAAAGGGUAUUCUGUGACUCUUCACCUCAGAGAACGUCUGUCUGUCUAGGAAUACAGGGGUGAAUGUUGCACAACUGUGGUCCCAAUAGUGAGUCUACUCAUGUCAAGACUGUGUUUCGUUUCUUGCUAGCAUGCCUGUAACCAACAACAUCCAAAGAAAGCUUCUAUGGAUCUAUUUCAGAAACAAAACCAACUGUAUUUCAAUAUUUAGCAGUAUGUGUAACUUCCACCAAUUUCAGUUCAACACUGAGCAAUACAUUCUAGCUAAACAAGUAAAUAAAACAAACUUGUUUAGGACCCAUUGCACAGCAAUGUACUGGACUCUGCCAGGAGACCUGGGUUCAAAGAUUCCCUCUCAGCCCAGAGGUUCACUUGACAAACCUUAUACAAACCAUUCCCCUACCUGGUAGGAAAUCUUGGUUAUAUAUCUGAUAAAAGGAACAAGAGUGGUCUAAAUUUCUCUGUUAUGUCUAUUGUUGAAAUCAGUUCAUUGUUGAAACCACAGCUUGUCCCUGUAUUUGCAGUUUGUUUGCGUUUAAUACCAGUGCUCUUUUCAAAUCUUUGCACAAGAGUUCUGUACCAUAAAAAGGGCUCGUUCGGCUAGGGAAGCGUGAGAGGAAUCCCUGAAGUGGCUUCAGAGCCCCGUGUGGAAGGCUUUGCUCUUUUCUAGCUUUGAGCUUAGGCAGUCAAACCCUCUCCAGAGAUAUUGGGGACAGGGAUGUGGGACAGAGAAUAGGUAAAGGUGGAAGCACCGACUUCUGAACGGUCGAAAAGGAACACCAAAAAUGGAAGGACCGGCUACAUAGGUCCUUGGUUUAACCCAGAAGGCUCUUUGCCACUUCAGCAUAGAUGAAGACAGCUGGCAUGCACCUCCCACCGCUGCUCACCACUGGCUAUGCUGCUUAUGGCUAAUGAGAGUUGGAGUCCAAAAACAUCUGGAGGGCCAUAUUUGACCCACCCCAUGCUUUAAAGCAUAUAUUGAUUGUACCCAAGGGGGCAUUUUAAGAACCAUUUCUAAGAAGGUACCAGGGCAAAGUGAAAAGAAAUAUUGAGUUUUAUCAGAAAUAUCCUUAGCCUACUGCAAGUUCUUUGGCACUCUUUGGAAAAAGAAGCAAAAGAAGAAUUUCAGGACUGCUUCCACUUCCCAAGCCAGUCAAAUUACACAAGUGUCCCAUAAGACUGACAACUUUCUGUAGCUGAUGGAAGAUCAGGGUUGUGACUUGGACAGAUGGUGUCCAUAACUAGUGGAGGCUCUCUUGCAGAUUGUAUCCAUAUGCAAACAUCACGAAUGACUCGGGCUCCCAUUGCUUCUCAUCAGUCAGCCCAAGAGAACUUUCCCUGCAAGCCAGACGGUUGAACAAUAUUCAUACUGGUGAAUGGUGUAUCUUCAACAGACAUUUCUCCAUCGCUACUAAUGUUCCCACUGAGGAACUCCUGAUCUGUUUCUGAAGGAGUCUGAAGUUCCCCGAACACCACUAGAUUAUAGCAAUGCUUUUCCUUCAUACUGGGGGCAGGGGGAGGAACAGACACCCGUUGGUUUCAGGGUAGCUACGGUAAUGUCUUUGGUUUGUUCACUUUGAGCCCAGCACUGCUGGAUUACAGUCAUGGUCAUUUCCAUUUUGUAAAAUUAUAUUCCAUGUACUGUUCAUAAAAGUGCCUUACAUUGGUAAUUGCACAAUUUUUGUCACAUACAGAGGGGAAACUCUCGCUAUCGUAUGGUGCUCUCGUUUCUUUUGUCUGUGGUUUUAAAAACUUUCUUUGCAGUAUUGUAUUCUAAUACAAGGCAGUAAUACAAUGUUGUUUUUCAAUACAGAGUUUAAAAAGUGUAUAUAUUUUUUCAUCAUUUAACUUGCAUAUGAACCCCCUUCUCUUGGUUGAAAAAGCCUAGUCAGGCAUGUUGAACCAUUUGUAAAUUAAAAGAGAUCAUUCUACUUUGAGGUUAAAAAAGGUUUGGUGUGUUAAUCAUCAUCAUCCUUAUCAUCUCAUGCACAAAUUCUUAUCUCCCAAUGUUUAGGCUUAAUAUUUGGGUCUGCCCCCAUCCACCAGCAAUGCUGAGAAAUAAGAAGUGCAAUAUAGCAGCAAUCAUAAUAAAAACAGUAUUUUUUUUCGUAAUGAUUUUAACAAGAGUUG
This is a messenger RNA of Pogona vitticeps (central bearded dragon), 6655 nucleotides long. RefSeq names its product ADAM metallopeptidase with thrombospondin type 1 motif 17 (gene ADAMTS17). NCBI's taxonomy places the organism in Eukaryota, Metazoa, Chordata, Lepidosauria, Squamata, Agamidae. The record is from RefSeq and is a predicted model, not a curated record. Gene Ontology annotation, biological process: extracellular matrix organization; proteolysis. Gene Ontology annotation, molecular function: metalloendopeptidase activity. Gene Ontology annotation, cellular component: extracellular matrix.